UACUGGGUCAGACCAAUGAUCCAUCCAGCCCAGUAUCCUGUCUGCCAACAGUGGCCAGUACUAGAUGUCCCAGAGGGACGGAACACAACAGGUCGUUUGUAUGCUAUGCAGACUGGGAUGAAGCUUGACAGUAAAACACCAGAAUGCCGUAAAUUUUUAUCCAAGCUGAUGGAUCAGUUGGAAGCUAUGAAAAAGCAACUGGGUGAUAAUGAAGCUAUUACUCAGGAAAUAGUUGGCUGUGCCCAUGUGGAGACUUAUGCUUUGAAAAUGUUUCUAUAUGCAGACAAUGAAGAUAGAGCUGAGAGAUUUCACAAAAACAUGAUAAAGUCCUUUUAUACUGCAAGUCUCCUGAUGGAUGUUUUGUCAGUAUUUGGGGAGCUCACUGAAGAGAAUGUUCAACACAGAAAGUAUGCCAGAUGGAAGGCUGCAUAUAUUCAUAACUGUCUAAAGAAUGGAGAGACUCCUCAGCCUGGACCUGUUGGAAUGGAAGAGGAAGAUUAUGAUGCUCAAAAUGAAAAAGCUGGCUCAUCUGUUCUACCUACGCAGGUACCUCAGCCAUCAUCUUCUACAUAUGAUCCAAACAUGCCAACUAGUAAUUAUACUGGCAUACAUAUUCCACCUGGUGCACAUGCUCCAGCCAACACUCCAGCUGAAGUACCUCAUAGCACAGGUGAAACAAGUAAUACCAUUCAACCCGCUCCACAGAAUAUCCCAGUUGUAGAUCCUUCUCUUUAUAAAGCUCAAUCGUCAGGGGAAAUCCGUUUGACCCCAGAAGACUUUGCCAGAGCUCAGAAAUAUUGCAAAUAUGCUGGUAGUGCUUUGCAAUAUGAAGAUGUGAGCACUGCUGUGGAGAAUCUACAGAAGGCUCUCAAGUUACUGACUACAGGCAGAGAAUGACAUCUUUUAUCCAACAGAUUUGUGUCUUUUGCCUAAAGAACUAACUGUCCAUUACUUUACCUUCUGCCUAUCAGGAGAAUGCAAUUAUAUAAAAGCUCUCAAUUCCAUUGGCCAUGACUAUGAAAUCUGUGUCUCAAUAUCCGAUCCCUAAUGUAACACUAACCAGCAGCCUCAGCCUGCUUGCAUUUUCCACACAGUGGAACUGGAAAUAUAUGAGCACAGUGAUUUGAUCAAGAUACUGGAUAAUGUACUCCAAACACUGUUUAAGAGUUACAAUUAAUGCUACAAUAUUUUGGAAAAAGCAAAAUAAUGUGCUCUACUUGCACUGAGUCUGAAUUUAUCACUGUUAAUAAAAAUUAAAAAGAAAAAUGGCUUUAGGAUUGCUGAAAUUUAGAUAGGCCAUGAAAUGAUCUUAAUGUACAUCCAGAAAAGUCCUUUUAAAAAAAUGCAACUUAAAUAUACAAUUAAAGUGUUUUGAUAUUACUUGAGAUCAUAUUAAAGGUGUGGGAAGUUUGAAGAGAAAAAUACUGAGAUUGCAUUGAUAAAUUAUUGUACUGGAACAUUCAACUCCAAAAUCUUUGGGCAAAAACAUUUGGAUGUCCCCCUACACACAUUGCAAACUGCUAAAUAUUAGUUUUGGUAAAUGAUUCAUACUCAUUUUGCAUGGACAAUUUAAAUUGUAUAUAUUAAGGGUGGUUAAAAGAAGGUAUUGGUGUUAACCAAAAUUAAAUCCAAAACCCACAUCCUAACACUGAAUUUUUAAGGACAUUUGCAUCUAGAUUUAAGCUUCAGAGCUGCCCCAUUUCUUUGACCAACAAACGUCCCCUCCACCAAAUGCCUGGACUUGGAUACCUGCAUAGUCUCUAUUUAGAUCCAGACUCUGCAGCUCAGGUUCAUCUCUAGUGUUAAUGCGACAGAGCUGGUAUUCUCCCUCGCCUGCUUUCUUUCUGGUGGAGACUUUGGAGAUUUUAGAAUUGAUGAAAAUAUUUUGGAAUUUGAACUCUGAACACUUUAUAAGCUUUGUCAUGGAGAAUAAUGGAACUAUUGAUUGUUAAAACUGCAUCCAUGCUGUAUAAAAACAAAUGAAUAAAAUGUUCUUAAAUUAUUAUGA
Messenger RNA from Pelodiscus sinensis (Chinese soft-shelled turtle), 2008 nucleotides. The record is from RefSeq and is a predicted model, not a curated record. NCBI's taxonomy places the organism in Eukaryota, Metazoa, Chordata, Testudines, Trionychidae.